AUGGCGUCCACUGUCGAGCCCCGCGCUAUUCCGAACGAAUCCUGGAGCGAGGCAGUCGCAGGCGACGCGUCUCUGUCGGGUCCUUCUCUUACGCGCCGAUCGCGGACGAGAACUAGAUCGAAGACAGCUGCUCCAGGAUCACGAAACCGAGGGAAAAGUGCGGGGCCUCCGACGACAGGGAGUAAGAGAUUUGGCGACGCGGACGUGCCCGUACCAGGCUCCGACGCUAUGCACGAGUCGAUGGCCAAAUCCACUGCGAAGAGUACGAUGGACACGCGAGGGGAGCGAGAUAGUACAUCGACGGGUGCUACUCGAGACUAUCGGGUAACUCUGCAGGACACGGGUUUUGCGCGCCAGGGGCAGACUGAAAGGGUGAAUGCAGGAGAUUCGCCCGGCGAGCUAUCCUGGAACGAGGCCACACGUCGGAAGAGGUGCCAGAGCCUUCCUCGGAAGUUCGGUGGCAAGCCAAGUUCCUCGUCAGAUUCGUCCUCCCAGCCGAGCCCAUCAACUCCCAUACCGUCAAUGCGAACGUAUCCUAUGGUCAAGACGCCUUCGCGUGACGGAAUACGGAACUCCAUCAUCUCCCAGCAAUCCGCUACAUCGUCCUCCAUAUACCCGGCAUCCACGAUCACUCGAUCCGAUACCAUGUCCACUCGGAGGUUCUUCUCUGAUGACGACGACGACGUUCUCGAUUCGCGACUGCAGGAAUAUAUCAAUUUCGACGUGGACGAUGUGUCUGACCGACUCCGGCUGCUGGUUACUAAUAGCUAUUUCCUCCCCCCUGCACAUUCAAAGCCCGCCCUGCCCAAGCCUGCAUUGAGUGUGCCCAAGAACGCAACCAAGUCUAGCAGUCCUGGUUUUUUAGACAUAUUCCGACUGGGGAAAUCGAAGUCUAAACCCACCACACCGGAAAGCGAGGCUCCUGGCCCUUUCCUGCCCGUGCUGCGCACCACAUCGGACUCUACGACAGCGUCGGGAUGGUUCCCUGCGCAAGCUCCCUCACGCUCUGCCCCUCCUUCUCCUGCUCCGCAUGAGUAUAUCCGUCAGGUCAGGGAAUCAAAUCGUACUCCGAGGGUCGUGGUGGUGCGCGAAAAGAUGGACGAUCUGAUUGCUGCCGCAAAGGAAGCGGAAGAGGUUUUCAAGGCCCGCCUGGAUAAUGGUCCUGUCCCGCUUCCAGUGGACGAUGUCAUUGACCCCACGGAUUCUGUUGACAUGCCCCAUCUGCAGUCACAGUCUCUGACCGUUGGGGACAGUAUGGAUGCUGCUGUCUUGGCUGAUGCCCUCGUGCCACCUGCGACAAGUCCUGGCCUUUGGUCUCUGGAUUCACAGGAAGAGAAGUGGAGGAAAGCUCUACUGCACGAAGCGGUUGGUCACUCUUUUCACAGCACCGGUGUUAGAUCUUCGCAGAGCAGUCCGUCUGCUUCCCCUGCUCCCUCCGUAGCUCCGGCUCGAAGCUACACCUCCCCUGCGGCCCGGUCCUCCAGGGAUAAGCUCGCGAGACCGAUCAUCGAUCAGUCUCUCUUUGACCGUGACGAGGAUGAACGAGCGAACAUUAGUCAUAGCAAGCCAGAAACCAAAUACGCCGGUCCCAAAGCCGGGUCACCUGACAGUUCGGUCGCCCUGCAGUCUGCCCCGCCGACGGCGAGGCGGUCGUUCCAGGCGCCUGGUAGAGUUGAGACGCCUUCUAUCCCUCCUGUGCCUUUAGCGCCUCCACCGCGCAGACCAUUGAUAAAUCCUCUAUAUUCCCUGUCUCAGGUGGACCUCUCCGUAGGACCAUCUCGAGAGGCUCAAGACAAGGCUCGUAUCGUCCGGAAGUCUAUGUCGUCUCCAGUCCUUAGUCAUGUUCAUGAACGUGAUAUAACUCCAGGACGGUUUGUCUUGACUCCGCCUCCUAUUCCGCCACAAGGGACACGGUCUCAGCUCUCUCCCGUUGCAACGGAAGAUCUCGAUAAUCCUAGUCCUUCUCCAGUCUCGAUGCGUACUGUUGAGACAGUACUUGACGGGGCUCGCUAUUCGGACGACAAGCCGGGUAGUACGCGAUAUGCGACCCCCGCGGAUUCGGACGAGAUGCUGCCUAGGCCAUCCAUCAGUGUAUCUGUUAGCACAGAGGGUAGACCAUCCUUUUCCGACUAUUCACAGCCAUCGCCAUCGCCUACUGCGUCGGCUUUCCAAGACGCCUUGUUUGAGCAUAGGUCGAGCACGAGUUCCAUCCCCCGCAUCAGCAUAUGUGAUGAGGAGCAGGCUCAGACUUCGGUAUACCAUGACGUCCCUCGUCGUUCGUCCUCGUCAGCGUCUAGGCGGCCGUCACCCCUCAGGAAUCAGGCAGUCUCCCACCGAGUCCCUUCGCCCCUUAUAUCUGGACAUAGCGGGCAGUCGUCUGACGACACGUCCGGCGAUGUAUCCGACACAGUCUCUCCGAUUCUUCUUCCGAAGGACAGCGAAGCCUCUGAUUUCCAGUCUAUGUCUGGUUCACCCAUCUCCAUAGAGCCGAUACUUGCACCACCGCCAACAACACCGCCUUUGCCGGACUUCAACACAUCUCCGGACGCGUCCUCGGGAGCAAUAUCUGGACGAGCCAUCUCCGCCCCCCCUGGUCGCCUGGCAUUGCAUAUACCAUCAGAGUCAGAUCACCAGACAGGCCCCGUCUCCGCUUCCCCAAUAGCAUUCUUCGAUAGUAUAGAAGAACAGUCCAUCGCGUUGGAUGCUCUUGAAUCAUCGGAUGAAGAAGAUAAUCCUACCGACUUAAUCAAUGAUACCCAGAGUGCGCAGAUAUAUAUGGAUACCCGGACGAACGCUUCGACCAGCACGUUCUCACUUUCUUCUCACCAGACGUCCUUUGCCAGACACAGCAACUAUUCUACCCCAUUUCUUGUGCCUGCGCAGGCUUCCGUUCUCUCUCUCCCUGUGUCCGGAGGUCCUUCCUUUGACCUCGAACGAAACAGACCUGUUGGUAAUGUUCCGCCCCGCGGAACGUUUUUCGCUGGCAAAAAGGGGAAGAAAGGGGUGGCGCCUAUAUCUCCCGCGGAUUUCGCGCAGCUCGAGCGGAAGCAAUCGGCUGGUUCCUUAUCCACAGCCAGCUCUCAUAAAUCCGACUCUGAAAUCCCCGGAAGACCGAGUGGAAGCGCUACAGACAACCGCACGAACCCCAGAGAGCGGGAUGCGUCUCUGGAUAUGUUCGAGGGCAUGCUUACGAAGCACCUUCAGACGGAGAGGGACGUCAUGACUAGGAUAGCGAACAAUGUUUCCAGUCGCAAGGGACGCCAUCGCGAAUCAUGAUCGUGCGGACGCUCGGGCUUAUUGAAUUAUUGUUUUAUUUACUUCAUCUCCAUGCUUUGGUCACAUCUGUCUUUGCAUUAGUCUCUUGAAUUGUGUUGUUCUGCUGCAUGCGUUCAGUCUUCAAUCCAUUAUCGAGGAUUCCCAGAGUAACGAUUAGAUGAAUAUUGUGAGGCAAGGACCUACGGCUCAAAUCGG
Molecule: messenger RNA, 3471 nt
Organism: Gloeophyllum trabeum ATCC 11539
Lineage: Eukaryota; Fungi; Basidiomycota; Agaricomycetes; Gloeophyllales; Gloeophyllaceae
Exons: 2
Coding region: 1-3276 (1091 amino acids)
Source: RefSeq, a predicted model, not a curated record